This is a messenger RNA of Schistocerca cancellata (South American locust), 2552 nucleotides long. Its product is annotated as late secretory pathway protein AVL9 homolog. Lineage: Eukaryota; Metazoa; Arthropoda; Insecta; Orthoptera; Acrididae. The transcript has 11 exons. Gene Ontology annotation, cellular component: cytoplasm. The record is from RefSeq and is a predicted model, not a curated record. The coding region runs from base 46 to 2049 and encodes 667 amino acids.
UUGUGGCUUCUACACUCGAAUGAAAUGUCAGACGAAGUGGUGUAGAUGGCAACAGAGACAAAUAAUAUGAAAGAAGUUACAGGACCGAUAUUGCAUGUUAUAGUUGUUGGAUUUCAUCACAAGAAAGGAUGCCAGGUCGAGUACUCCUUCCCACCAUUGAUAGAAGGCUCACCUCCAGACUCUUCCACGUGUCCCCCAGGCUGGAAGUACUUGCCCACUCUGGCACUGCCAGAUGGCUCCCACAAUUUUGAUGAGGACACGGUGUACUUUCAUCUCCCCAGUCUCACCAAUCCGAAGGAGACUGUCUACGGAAUAUCCUGCUUCAGGCAGAUUCCUGUCGAGAGGCUAAAAGCUCGCACAUCGGACAUCACUCGCGGAACCGUACAGAAGUCGGUCUGUGUUCUGAGCCAGCUGCCAUUGUUUGGGCACAUCCAGGUGAAAAUGGCUCUGAUCACACACGCUUACUUUGCGGAAGGGGAUUUCAGCAAAGUGUCGCUGCUGCAUGACACCUACCACCACCUGAAUGGGUGUCUUGCAACCACUCCACCACUUACCACCAAUCCUCCUCCACCGCAGCUUUUUGUGGGCCUGUCGGCGCGAGACCUGGUGCUGCAGUUCCGGCACAAGGCGCUGCUCCUGUUCAAACUCCUGCUACUGGAGCGCCGCAUCGUCUUCUACCGCUCCCCCGUGCAGCCGCUUUGCACCGCCAUCCUGUCGCUGCUCUCUCUGCACCCUGGCAUGCUGGAGGCGGGGCUCUCGGAGUCUGCCUGUGUCAGGCCAUCGAGACCGAUGUCUCCAAUUCCAGAUUUCUGUGAAGAUGGCGACAGUGUAGAAGAAUUGUUAGCACAAAACGGAGCUCACUUACAGACUCCAGGCGAGGAAGCUAGUUCAGGUUCCUCAACAGUAGCGGGCACUCCCAAGGAGGAGUGCGACAGGGUCUCACCGUGCACAGAGGAGACCCCUGCAGAGGUGGAUGAGAAUGAGAACAGCCAGAACAGCACGUGGUACGACAGGGAGGGUGAUGCAAAGCUGCCCGUGUCGGACAGUCUGAGCAGCCUGCUGCUGCAGAGGGACCAGGCAGGCAUCCAGGGCAACACGGCGCACAUCGACCAGACGGGUGCUGGUAACGUCGCCGCUGCAGCACACGUCGACUCCCGUCUCUGCGGUGCACCCCUGCCCGUGUUUACACAGGGUUACUUGUGCCACCCUUACUUGUCUUUGCCGUAUCUGGACCUUCUGAGUGACGUAAAUGUACGGGGAUAUGUGGUGGGUGCCACCAAUGUUCUUUUCAAGCAGAAGAAGCAGCUUGCCGACGUUCUCGUGGAGGUAGAGAGUGCAAAAGUAGAAACGCAGGAACCUGAACUGAGGCGGCUCCUGCACCUGACGACAGAAGACCUGCGGUUUGCGGAUUAUGUUGUGCGACAAGUGUCAGAGGAUCGGCACGAUGUCUUCCUCGAUGGUGUCGGGUGGGAGGGGGGUGACGAGUGGAUACGGGCACAGUUCCGUGCCUACCUACUUUGCCUUCUGCGCACGUCUCUCUUGCAGGAUGGAAGCCGGGAAAUUGAACAUUUUAAUGCAAGUUUCAUGUCAGCAUGGAAAGAUACGCACAAUUAUAAAAUGUGGGUCAGUUCUGACCAUUCUGCUAUAUGGGAUGUGAACCCAGGCCAUCCGUUUGCUGGACAACUUUCAGUUUCGGACAUGAAGCUAAGGCUGUCACACACAAUGCAGAACACGGAAGGAGGUCGUAAACUGAAUCAAGCAAUGGCAUCCACUGGGCGCGCUGUGGCGACGACUGGCAGAGCAGUUGGAGGCGCCCUGUCCCAAGCGCGAGGCGCUCUCUCCAGCUGGUGGAGCACACUGACAACUGCCCCUCCGGGUGGCAGCACAGCAGCCAGCUCUGCCUCUGAUGAAGGCGAGGGGACCUGUGAGGGCAGCACAGGUGCCGUCGACGAGGCUGCAGAUGCCCUGCAGACACCCGGUUCAGCGACUGACAUGCACAGGUCGCCCACGGUGGAGCAGCCGGCGCCCUCCACCACCGCUGUUAACUAGUGCCAUGGCUGAGGCACUCUUGAAUCUGAAAAUGGAUGGCCAUUGUGCUAUAAAAUGAGUUUUCUUAACUCGGUUAAAUGUCUGUGAUUAUAAUUUAAGCAAAAACUACAAUGAACUAUUCUCCCUGUGUACUUAGUUAAUUGUGGCUCUAUUAUUAUCAAGUUAGGUAGUGUCUGUAAUGAUUGUUUCAUAUAUUUGUUGCACUGAUUUUUAUGGAGUAUGAACUUAAUAGUGUUCUGGGCUUUAAGUACACACUGUGGUGCUGUUUAGAAGAGUGGACACACUCCGUAUGAUGAAGUGGGGCUUAGAGUGUGUGUGUGUGUGUGUGUGUAUGUAGACAGAGAAUGCAUAACGGUGACUUGAAAGAAUACUUGUAUGCAGGAUCUCAUGUGUGGAAUGUCAAAAGUAUUAGUACUGAAAGGCAGAUGACUUUUUUUUUUCUUAUUCAUUUUCUUUCAUUGGGUUAUGAGUGGCAGUGCUGUUGUUCGUCUGCACAAAUAAUU